UUCACUUUCAUUAUACGAAGACGUGCAGAAUUCUGUGGAGUUCUGACCAUUCUCUGCCACAAAGGGGUCUACAGCAGCAGGAAAACAAUGGCGGCUCAGUAUCUAACUAUUAUAUUCAUACUUCAUAUUUUCUGCAGCAGAUAUUCUGCUGUAAAACUGCAGCAACCCGCUGCUCUAGCCGCCUUGGUCGGCUCCACCACUAACAUAAGUUGCCAGCUGCAAUUAAGUACAGAGAAAGUGAUCCGAGUUACUUUAUAUUGGUUUAAAAUAGAGGCUAAAACAACAAGAAGAGUCUACGUUUUUCCUGGUACUGAUCCUAAUUCUAUAAUCAGCAAACAAUCAGCACGACCUAGUAACCCAAACCACACAACAGAUAUGUCUUUGACCAUCGACAAUCUAAGACUCGCUUACACCGAGACAUAUUUCUGCUUUACUUCAUUGCUGAUUGGUUCAGACAGCAGAUCCUCAGUGGGGGAUGGAACAUAUGUUCUUGUAUAUGAAAACCUGAAAGCAUAUACCAACGGCACAGAUCUCAUUUGUGAAAUUGAGGUAUAUAAAGUGGAACACGUGACGCUGGUUUUGGAAUAUGCAGGGCGUCAGUAUAAGGACAGUGUUCAUGGCCUGCUUCCAAAGCCAAGUAACUCAUAUUGGAUUGCCAAUCGUCUGUAUAGUGGGACCACACAAUGCCAAGCCCAACAGAACGUCACCUUCUCCUGCCUGCUCCAGUACAAGGGGGAAAGCCUUCUGUAUCACACUAUAGAUGUUACCUGCGCAGGUGGCUUCAAUAGCUCGAGGCGCCAAGGAGACCCGGUGGCCCCUCACCCUGUACUCCUCUACAGUCUUCUCCUGGGAAACUCACUUGUGAUACUGAUAAUCGUUCUUCUCUUCUUCUUACUGGCAAAGAUGAGGGAGCGGAAGAGAAGGAAUAACGUCACCAUGCCAGAAUCAGCCAUUUCCAAAUACCACAAAUUUCGGCAACCUAAAGAGAAACUACAAUUUUUUAAAGAUUUAAAUUAAAUAUUUAAUUUGUGCGAUGCAGAUAAUGGGGUCCGCGUAUUAAGCCUUGGAGAGUGAUAAAAUGGAUGAAGAUAAAGUACCAGCUAAUCAGCUCCUAACUGCCAUGUUAUAGGCUGUGUUUGAAAACUGACAGGAGCUGGUUGGUUCAGUAGUUAAUCUCUCUCCACUUUACCUCUAUCCACGUCUUAGUACAUAGGGGGCUAUUCAAAGAUGAAUGCAGAUUGCUGCAUAGGCUUGGGGGCGUCCAGCACAGGCCAAUGCCGCCCAUCAUGUGUGAGGCCGCCCUCCUAUGCAUCGGAUCUGCACUGUCAGGCUGUCAGCGGCCAUUUUUUUCCCCGAACGGCUGCGUGUGACGGCACGCAGCCACCACGAAAAUGCUCCCGACACGCCCCAGUUCGGAAUGCCCUACCCCCUCCCAACGCCGCAUUGACACCCCCCCCGACGGUCGCCGCUGUCAAUCACACUGCGGCCACAUCCUUCAUGCACGCAGCCGCUGCGAGAGACUGCACGGCUGCAUCCAUCUUUGAAAUAGGCCCACAGACCCCUGUAUUUCCAUUCGCUUUAUCUCUCUCCGAGGCUUAAUACAUAGAGCCCUAAAUGAGGUGACUUAUGCUUCUAAUGAGUUAUAUAGUGGUUUAGAUUAAAUGUAAAGCAUGUUAUUUACAAUGUACACCCGAUGCGUUCUGCAAGACAUCCCGUGUUCUCACCAAUGUUCCUCCACAUUAAGGUGUGCACACUCGGGAGAAGCCUCCACAGGGUGGAUUACGAUGUUUUGGCGGUAGGGAUCCCGACGCCGGGAUCCCGACCACUGGAAUGCCGGCAGCGGGGUGAGCGCAAAAGAGCCCCUUGCAGGCUCACUGCGCUCAACACGCUGAAGGACGAUGAUGCACUACGCGCCAUGCUAUUUAUUCUCUCUCCAGGGUGGUCGUGGCCCCCCAAGAGUGAGAAUAAUUAUCGGUAUCCCGGCACCAAUAUGCUGGGCGCCGGGAUCCCGAGCACCGGGAUAUCGAGUGCCACCCCCUCCACAUCCUAAUAGUGGUUCUAGAUGUGUAGAGAGGGGAACAAUCAUUAUGAUCACUGCCGUCUGGUUUAGCUUUAUUAACACCUCAAAUAAAUACUCCAAGCCUCAGCUAUAACAUGUA
This is a messenger RNA of Pseudophryne corroboree (corroboree frog), 2159 nucleotides long. RefSeq lists its product as uncharacterized. The transcript has 6 exons. The record is from RefSeq and is a predicted model, not a curated record. Bases 88 to 1017 code for a protein of 309 amino acids. Lineage: Eukaryota; Metazoa; Chordata; Amphibia; Anura; Myobatrachidae.